AUGAAUUGUCCACAUCAUCCUUUGAAUGAAUUAUCAGUAAUAUGUAAAGCACCAUACAAUUGCAAAAGAGAUAUUGUCUAGAAUGUUCAUAUGAGGUGGAGGAGAGAUGAAUUCAUACCUUCCAAGGCUUAAAAAUAUUAACUUGAUGACGAUCGAAAAUAAGUAACACAAGAUGGAUAAUUUACAAUAAUACUUGCGAACGCAUAAAUUCACUUAAAGUAAUUUUUUAAGAGUUAAAUUAAUCCAUUGAAGGGAUUAAUGAUACAUUGA
Messenger RNA from Paramecium pentaurelia, 270 nucleotides. The record is from the annotation of a GenBank genome assembly. Lineage: Eukaryota; Ciliophora; Oligohymenophorea; Peniculida; Parameciidae.